Acomys russatus (golden spiny mouse) is the source of this 822-nucleotide messenger RNA. RefSeq names its product granzyme-like protein 2. Gene Ontology annotation, molecular function: serine-type endopeptidase activity. Bases 1 to 747 code for a protein of 248 amino acids. Lineage: Eukaryota; Metazoa; Chordata; Mammalia; Rodentia; Muridae. Gene Ontology annotation, cellular component: cytoplasm; intracellular membrane-bounded organelle. The transcript is spliced from 5 exons. Gene Ontology annotation, biological process: proteolysis. The record is from RefSeq and is a predicted model, not a curated record.
AUGCUCCUGCUCCUGGUCUUCCUGGUGUCUAUCCUACCACUCAGCACUGAUGGAGGAAAAAUCUUUUGGGGUACAGAGGCCAAACCUCACUCCCGGCCUUACAUGGCAUUCAUAAAAUACUACGAUAGCAACUCAAACAUCCGUCGCUGUGGUGGUUUCCUUGUGGAAAAGGACAUCGUAAUGACAGCAGCUCACUGUCAUGGAAGAAAUAUGAGAGUAACCUUGGGUGUUCACAAUAUCAGCGAAAAUAAAACCAUCCAGGUCAUUCCCAUUCAAAAAACCAAACUUCACGAGGCCUUUAAUAACACAACACUGGUUAAUGACAUCAUGCUACUAAAGCUGGAACGCAAAGCUCAAAACAAUAGUUUUGUGAAGACCAUUGCCCUGCCAAAGAGCCAGGACUGGGUGAAACCUGGAAAGGUGUGCACAGUGGCCGGCUGGGGUGAACUGCGCAAUUGUGCCCUUCCUGACACACUUCGAGAAGUAAACCUAGAAGUUCAAAAUAGCCAGAAAUGCCAAGAAAUGUUCAAUGGCUACAACAACUUCACCCAGAUCUGUGUGGGAAAUCCCAAGGAGAAGAAGGCUACUGGUGAGGAAGAUUCCGGGGGACCCUUCGUGUGUGACAAUGUGGCCCAGGGCAUUGUCAGCCGACACCACUGCACUGGGGAAAUUCCUCAGGUAUUCACCAGAAUCUCCAGCUUUAUACCUUGGAUUAAGAAAACAAUCAAACUCCUUCAACAACCAUAGAAGACUAAACCUGUGUCUGGCCCAGUGUUUAACACCCGGGGAUACAACAAUCUGAGUCUUAAUAAAGAAAUUCAU